Messenger RNA from Malassezia pachydermatis, 711 nucleotides. Its product is annotated as 60s ribosomal protein l1. Gene Ontology annotation, biological process: translation. NCBI's taxonomy places the organism in Eukaryota, Fungi, Basidiomycota, Malasseziomycetes, Malasseziales, Malasseziaceae. Bases 1 to 711 code for a protein of 236 amino acids. Gene Ontology annotation, cellular component: large ribosomal subunit. The record is from RefSeq and is a predicted model, not a curated record. The transcript has 2 exons. Gene Ontology annotation, molecular function: RNA binding; structural constituent of ribosome.
AUGGACGUGCAGCUGGCCUCGUGGCUACCUGGCAGGUCACCUUUAUUGUCACGUGAUUUUUUGUCCAAGAUCCAAGUGUCAAGUGUGCGAUCGUCCGUUCGUGACCUGCUCCAGCAGUCGCAGGACAAGAAGCGCAACUUCAGCGAGACCGUCGAGCUCCAGAUUGGUCUCAAGAACUACGACCCGCAGCGUGACAAGCGUUUCAGCGGUACCGUUAAGCUGCCGCACGUUCCUCGCCCGCGCAUGUCGCUCUGCAUUCUCGCCGACGCUGCCGACGUUGACCGUGCUAAGCUCAUCUCGCUUGACUACAUGACCGUCGAGGACUUGAAGAAGCUCAACAAGAACAAGAAGCUUGUCAAGAAGCUUGCUAAGAAGUACGACGCUUUCCUGUCGUCGGACGCUCUGAUCAAGCAGAUUCCUCGUCUCUUGGGUCCAGGUCUCUCGAAGGCCGGCAAGUUCCCUUCGCCUGUCUCGCACGCCGAGGACCUUGAGAAGAAGGUCAACGACGUCAAGUCGACCAUCAAGUUCCAGCUCAAGAAGGUGCUGUGUCUCGGUGUGGCCAUCGGUCACGUCGAGAUGACUGAGGACCAGCUGACUUCGAACAUCAUGCUCGCUAUCAACUUCCUCAUCUCGCUGCUGAAGAAGAACUGGCAGAACGUCAAGUCGCUGCACAUUAAGGCCACCAUGGGCAAGCCCUUCCGCCUGUUCUAA